AUGUUCCCUCAACAUAUUUUCCUUCUGGUUUCGGUAUUCUUGACCACUCAACACGUGAGAAGCAUCGUGGUGGAUUUAGAUUCGCUAGAUACACCAGUGGGUGUCGAUGUAUUUCGCGGUACAUUCCAGGGUGAUGGAAAGUAUUUUUUCAUCAAUGCCUUUGACGCUGAACUGACGAGUAUCAAAUGUGGUUCCUUAGUCCUCGAUUACGGCGCCUUAAAUACCGGCUAUGUGGCGUAUUCGUCUGUUGAAAUCUUUUCACGUGAGAAACGCCUUUUUAUGAGAGUUCUCGCGACGCGUAAUUAUGAAAAUCAAACUAGUCGAUCUAGAAGCCUAAUAGUCUCAAUUAAUAAAACACUCACUAAGAAGUCGAAUGUUGAGAAAUUACUCAGGUUCCUUCGAGGGCCAAUUUUUCUGGAUGUUAACCUUGAUCGAUCCGCGAGGGCGCACCCACUUCUUAAGAGACUAGAUUCUCACAGUUCUCUUGGUAACGAAACCCAGAUGCUCUUGAGAACAAAGUUCAGGGUUCACCCUGAGAGGUAUUUAAACCUGAGCCGCUACUUGACAUACAAAAUUACAACAAUCCAUUUCUCACAGCUACUCACCAUACCGUUAGGCUGUACCAUUAGAAUCAAAGAAACUGCUAAUGAUGUUUAUGUAUAUAGUAACGCAAACCAGGUCAAAAUAUAUUGGAAUACAAAAAACGCAAUCAAUAUUACAGUUGUGCCACUUUUACUGAAUGUUCAAGGGUCGCCGAAUAUGGCGUGUUUGGAAGGUGGUGCCACAGAUAAUGCCGAAUCCAACAAUGUCUACGAGGAUCUAUCGGAAGUGAUGCCCAAACCAUACUCAACACGUGAGAAGCAUCGUGGUGGAUUUAGAUUCGCUAGAUACACCAGUGGGUGUCGAUGUAUUUCGCGGUACAUUCCAGGGUGA
Molecule: messenger RNA, 933 nt
Organism: Babesia sp. Xinjiang
Lineage: Eukaryota; Apicomplexa; Aconoidasida; Piroplasmida; Babesiidae
Exons: 1
Coding region: 1-933 (310 amino acids)
Source: RefSeq, a predicted model, not a curated record